CGUGCGGUAUGUCGGCCCUUUGCUGGGGCCGGGGCGCAUCGGGGCUGGGGAGAGCCCUGCGGUCCUGCGGCCGCCGUGGCCUCUUGGCUGAGGAAGGGACCCUCAGUAUCGGCCCAGGCCCUAGGAGGAACUACUCUGCCAGCCUCUGUGAACAAGAACUCCGGAAGGACUGGGGCCACGUGGAACUGCUAGAGGUGCUCAAGGCGCGGGUACGGCAGUUACAGGCCGAGAGUGUGUCAGAGGUGACAGUCAACAGGGUUGAUGUGGCUCAGCUCCCUGAAAAUAGUGGCAGCUUCCAGCCACCCAGAAAAGCCCAGGUAGGGGCUAAGGGUGCUGCCCCAGGGUCUUCUGGCCGCUGGGCAGAAAAAUUGGACAAGGAGAAGCAGACCUUGCAGAAACGUAAGCAGCGGCUGGAGGUGAAGUUGCAGAAGCGGGCCCAGAAGCUGGCCCAGAAAUUGAAGCCUAAGCCUCUGCGGAUGGAGCCCCGGCUGCUGAGUGGGCAGCUGGCUGACUGCCUGUACCACUGGGUGCGGGGGACCCCUGAGAGUCCCUGGGAGGAACAGCUGGCCCAGGCACUGAAGGAGGCCCCUCAGAAGCUGAGCCUUGAAGAAAAGCAAGCCCUGGAGGACAAAGAGGUGGAGGUGCAGCUCACACUCCAGCAGCAGAAGCUUCUGGCCUUCUUCGAGUGUUGCCUGCUCACUGGCCACCUGCCCCUUGCCCACCACGUGUUGGUAGACCAUCAUGGCAGGCCCAACAAGCAGCAGCUGCUCACACUUGCCAUGUACAACACUAUCAUGCUUGGCUGGGCUCGACAGGGCUCCUUCAAGGAACUGGUAUAUGUGUUCUUCAUGGUGAAGGAUGCUGGCUUCACCCCAGACCUGCUGUCCUAUGCAGCUGCUCUCCAGUGCAUGGGUCGGCUGGACCACAAUGCCAGGAUGAUCCAGAGAUGUUUGGAGCAGAUGGCCCAGGAUGGGCUGCAGCUGCAGGGACUCUUCACAGCUGUGCCCCUGUCUGAGGAGGAGCGGUCCAUGCUCCUGAGGGCAGUGGUCAAGGCUCAGCCCACCUUCAGCCCACCGCCUCAGCCCCCACCCCAGGUCAAUACCUCAAUGCUGCUCAGGGAGAUCUACGCCAAGGAUAGCCCCGUAUGCUACCCGAAGUUGCACCUGCCCCUGAAGACCCUGAAGGGCUUCUUUCAGCAGCAGCUCCACAUGGAGCUUAACACUACCAUCUGUGUAGAGUCUGUGGAGAAGGCCCCAGUGCUAACCGAGGAGACUGUGCAUGCGCGGAAGACCCUGAAGAACCUGCGUAUGCAGUGGGAGGCAGCACUGCUCCGAGCUCUGCAGGAAACCAAGGCCACCCAGGCCCGUGAGGCACAUGAGGGCCGCCCCACACUCUACCCCUUCUUGUGUCUGCUCAGUGAGCAUGAAUUUGUGCAGCUGCUCAUGCAGACCCUUCAGGCGCUGCCUGCCCAGGGUGAGUCCCUUGUCGCCCUGGCCCAGGAGCUGGGCAUGCGGGCCUUCAACCGGCACAUGGUGCAGAAGCAGAGGCUCAACAACCAGGUGCAGGUGCUGGAGCAGCAGUACACGCAGUACCUGCACCUGCUCGCUGCGGACACACAGGUAGCUGAGCCUUGCCUGCCUCGGCAGUACUGGGAGGCACUGGAGCCGCCCAAAGCCCUGCGGGAGCAGCCCUGGCCUGUGCCUGUGCUGCUGCAGCUGGGCAGGCAGCUGGCUGAGAUGUUGGUACAGGCCGUGCAGAUGCCAGGCAGCCUGGCUGCACCCCAGGGCUCCUGCAGGCUCAUUCCGGUGCUAUACCAUGUGUAUUCUUUCCGGAGCUACCGCCAGAUUGGCAUCCUGAAGCCACAUCCAGCCUUUGUGCAGCUUCUGGCAAAAGCAGCAGAGCCUACACUGACCUUUGAGACUGUGGACGUGCCCAUGCUGUGCCCACCCCUGCCCUGGACCUCCCCUCACUCUGGUGCCUUCUUGCUGAGUCCGACCAAGCUAAUGCGCGCAGUUGAGGGUACCAUACAGCACCAGCGGCUGCUGGAGCGCUGCCCACCUGCUGAGCUACAUGGUGCCCUGGAUGCUCUCACCCAGCUGGGCAACUGUGCCUGGCGUGUCAAUGGGCGCGUGCUGGACCUGGUGCUGGAGCUCUUCAGGGGCAAGGGCUGCUCCCAUCUUGGUGUGCCGCCCCCAGCCUCUGAGGCACCCCGACCACCGGAGGGCCGCCUGCCACCUGAUGCCCCACCUGCCCGCAAGGCUGAACUGCGGCGGGAACUAGCCCGCUGCCUGAAGGUGGCCCGCGAGAUGCACAGCUUGCGCGCAGAUGCCCUGUACCGCCUCUCGCUGGCCCAGCAUCUGCGGCACCACGUCUUCUGGUUGCCUCACAACAUGGACUUCCGUGGCCGCACCUAUCCCUGCCCACCACACUUCAAUCACCUGGGCAGUGACUUAGCACGUGCCCUGCUUGAGUUUGCAGAGGGCCGCCCACUUGGACCCCAUGGCCUUGAUUGGCUCAAGAUUCACCUGGCCAACCUCACUGGGCUCAAGAAGCGUGAGUCGCUACACGAACGCCUGGCCUUUGCAAAUGAGGUGAUGGAUGACAUCCUGGACUCUGCAGACCAGCCCAUGAUGGGCCGGAAGUGGUGGAUGGGGGCAGAUGAGCCCUGGCAAGCCCUGGCCUGCUGCAUGGAGAUCGCUAGGGCCGUGCGCACCCCCAACCCUGCCACCUAUGUCUCCCACCUUCCUGUUCAUCAGGAUGGGUCCUGUAAUGGUCUGCAGCAUUAUGCCGCCCUGGGCCGUGACAGCGUAGGUGCCGCCUCUGUCAACCUGAUGCCGUUGGAUCUGCCACAAGAUGUGUAUAGUGGGGUGGCUGCACAGGUGGAAAUAUUCCGCAGACAGGAUGCCAAGGAGGGCUUGCAGGUGGCCCAGGUGCUGGAGGGCUUCAUCAGCCGCAAGGUGGUCAAGCAGACAGUGAUGACUGUGGUCUACGGGGUCACCCGCUAUGGUGGGCGCCUGCAGAUUGAGAAGCGCCUCAGGGAGCUCAGCGACUUCCCCCAGGAGUUCGUGUGGGAGGCUUCCCACUACCUUGUGCGUCAGGUGUUCCACAGCCUUCAGGAGAUGUUCUCAGGCACCCGGGCCAUCCAGCACUGGCUGACUGAGAGCGCCCGCCUCAUCUCUAAUGCAGGCUCAGCGGUGGAAUGGGUCACACCGCUGGGCAUUCCCAUUGUCCAACCCUACCACCAGGACUCCAAGGUCUUGGUCAAAGGAGGGAUUCAGAGCAUCACCUGCAACAGUGGCAAGGACAGCAGCCAGAAGCCUAACACACUAAAGCAGAAGAAUGGGUUCCCCCCUAACUUUAUCCACUCUCUGGACUCCUCGCACAUGAUGCUCACGGCCCUGCAUUGCUACAGGAAGGGCCUCACCUUUGUCUCUGUCCAUGACUGCUUCUGGACCCAUGCUGCUGAUGUCCCCAUCAUGAACCAGGUGUGCCGGGAGCAGUUUGUCCAUCUGCAUAGCCAGCCCAUCCUACAGGACCUGUCCAGGUUCCUGGUGAAGCGGUUCUGCUCCAGUCCCAGCCUCCAGCACCAGAGCCUGGUCCAGCGGAUGCAGAUCACUAAGCUGAUGGAGAUGCUGCAGUCUGUGCCUGAGACAGGGACCUUCGACUUGGAGCAGGUGAAGCAAUCCACAUACUUCUUUAGCUGAUGUCCCUAGGCUUACAGUGGGACCAAGCCCACUGUGUACCAUAUUGUAAAUAAAGUUAAGUUGUCACCCACAGGA
Messenger RNA from Nycticebus coucang (slow loris), 3779 nucleotides. RefSeq names its product RNA polymerase mitochondrial (gene POLRMT). The record is from RefSeq and is a predicted model, not a curated record. The coding region runs from base 9 to 3704 and encodes 1231 amino acids. Gene Ontology annotation, molecular function: DNA-directed RNA polymerase activity; mitochondrial promoter sequence-specific DNA binding; protein binding. NCBI's taxonomy places the organism in Eukaryota, Metazoa, Chordata, Mammalia, Primates, Lorisidae. Gene Ontology annotation, biological process: mitochondrial transcription. The transcript has 21 exons. Gene Ontology annotation, cellular component: mitochondrial DNA-directed RNA polymerase complex.